Prorocentrum cordatum is the source of this 1695-nucleotide messenger RNA. The record is from the annotation of a GenBank genome assembly. Lineage: Eukaryota; Dinophyceae; Prorocentrales; Prorocentraceae.
AUGCCGCGGCCGCGGGGGCGCCGCGCGGGGCGGCGCCGGCCGGCGCUCUGCGCCCUGGUGGCGCUGGCCGGCGGCGCGGCGUGCCUCGGCGCGGGCGGGGGCGAGCGGCGGGCGCGCGCGUUCUUCUCGGCGCUGUUCAGCGACAUCUCGGCCCCGGCGCCGACGAGGGAGGGGCUGCAGAGGGAGAUCUCAGAGCUAGAAGGGGCCCUGCGCUCCGCGGGGCUGCAGGGCGAGGAGAGGGAGGUGCUGACCAACACCAUCAGGGAGAACAACUUGCUGCGCCCCGUGAUGCUGCAGCUGGUCGCCCAGGCUGACGCGGUCCCUGCCGACGAGGACAUGGUGGCCUCGGCGGUCGACCUCGUCGCGGCCAUGAACGUCCAGAGGCGCGCCACGCUCCGCAGCACGCCGGAAGCCCUGCAGCCCGCGCUCGAGGCCUGCGCGGACGCCAGGCAGGAAGGGACCGAGUGCGAGGAGCACUCGAAGCGCUUGGUGGCGGAAGGCGUGCCAGCGGACGAGGUCGACUUCCACGUGUCGCAGCUGCUCUUGAUGAGGCGCCUGCGGGAGCUGUCUGUUUGGGACCUCGGCAUCACGAAGGGCUGCAUGGAGGCCAAAAGGGCCAUGCUGGAAGGCGGCCUGGGCGAGCCCCUCGGCGCGCUCGACGCGCGGGGGCUGUCCAUCGCGCAGGUGUCCCGAAUUUUGAAGCUGAUUGUCAUGCAGGAGCGGAAGAAGCAGGAGAGCUCGCCCAGCUGUGAGAGACGCGCCGGGGCCCCCCCCCCCGGGCGCCCUCCUCCCGCGACGCGUGGGGCCCCCGCCGGGAGCACCGCUGCGGCCCGCCCAACCCACACGACGAGAGCCGCCUCGUUGACCUUCCUGCGCGCGGAGCGCACAAGCGAGUGGCCAGCACAAGAGCCCAUGCUCUUCGUGGACUGCCGUAGGCAUGUGGUCACGAGGUGGUACCGCGCCCCCGAGCUCAUCCUCUUGCAGAAGGAUUAUACGGAGGCGAUCGACGUCUGGUCCGUGGGCUGCAUCUACGCGGAGCUGCUCGGCACGCUGGAGGGCUCCCACUACAUGGACCGCGGGCCCCUCUUCCCAGGCUCCUCCUGCUUCCCGCUCUCGCCCGACAACAAGCACAAGCAGGACUACAAGUUCUACACGCACGGAAAGCACGACAUGCUUACCAAGAUCUUCAGCAUCAUCGGCUCUCCGACCGAUGCGGAGGUUGAGGCACUCGACCGGGAGGAUGCCAAGGUGUACAUCAAGUGCUUCCCGAAAAAGACAGGCUCUGGCCUCAGGGCCGUCUACCCGGACGUGGAUGAGAAGUCCACCGAUAUUCUCGACAAGAUGCUCAAGUUCUCCGCCAAGAACCGCAUGAACGUGAAGGAGGCGCUGGAACACCCGCUGUUCAAGGACGAUAUUAGGAACCCCGCCACGGAGACAACCGCUAGCAAGAUGGUGGUCCUCGAAUUCGAUGCGGAGGAGAGGGCGUCAAGCUCGACGAGCCCAUGCUGCGCAAGUACUUUGCGCUGCAAGUCAGGAAGUUCCAUCCCGAGGCCCCCGAGUACGACUUCGCUCCAAAGACCAGGUGAGAGCGGCGCAGGACCGAGGGUGCGGAUAGUCUAUCGGGUAGGCGGCGAUCGGAGCAUAGGUGUCUCGCGCGUGCCCGGUGCUACCACUCGACGAGGGAUGACCCUCUGA